Messenger RNA from Theobroma cacao (cacao), 3846 nucleotides. It is a transcript of the gene PHOT2, whose product is annotated as phototropin 2. NCBI's taxonomy places the organism in Eukaryota, Viridiplantae, Streptophyta, Magnoliopsida, Malvales, Malvaceae. The record is from RefSeq and is a predicted model, not a curated record. Gene Ontology annotation, cellular component: nucleus. Gene Ontology annotation, biological process: protein phosphorylation. Gene Ontology annotation, molecular function: protein kinase activity; ATP binding.
AAAAUCUAAGGUCACGAUGGAAAUUGGAAAGCUAUGGGACCUUUGGGGGUUUUAUGUUAUCUCAUUUGGAACUUGGAAGUCCUAUUUACGAAACGUUAUCCUGCUAUUGACCAGUUUCCUUUUCUUUACACCACAUCCAGCAGAAACCAGAGCCAGAAACUUAGAAGGCAUGUUUCUUCAUGCUGUAAUAGAUGUAUAGAAAAGAAACGUGUUAAAGGGAUGACUUUUUAUCAGGACCCUGGAAGCUUCUGGGUGCGUUCAAUGCCAUGGAAGAGAAGUGGCACUGGCCCCAUUGCUGUUAAAGUGCUGCAACUUUGAACUCAUUUUGAUCAGAAACUGUUGGAGAUUGCUUUCACCCUAAAUUUCUGCUGCGCAGGUCCUUACCACACCUCACCUGCAUACACUGGAGAGAAGUUGGAAAUGGAGAAACCAAAGGCCGGGGGCUUGCAGGGGUCAUCUGCCUCUCAUUUUAAAUCCUCAACAUCAUCGGGAAAUACUCAAUCAACCAGUCGAGAACAACAGAGAUCAAUCGAGGUUUUUGAAUCAGCAGGUACUCAAAAUGUUGGACAAUCUAAUGAUACAAUUGAGGGUUCUAGUACACAAGCCCAUGUGGAAGAGGAAGGAUUAUCAAUGAAUGUCACCUCUUCUGCAAGGAAGGAGCCUGUGGACAAGUGGAUGGCUUUUGGAGGAGAGGCUGCCAACAAUUCUCAGAUCAUAAGUUUUGAUGACUCCAUAAAAAACUUGAAUGGGGCUAGCGCAGCAGAGAAAGAUUCAAAUGGACAGUCUUCUCGUAGAAUUUUAACUGAAGCUAGCAUAGCUAAAAGGACUGCAGAAUGGGGUAUUGCAGUGAAGUCAGAUGUUGGAGAAGGUAGUUUCCAAGUGAUUGGUAGAACAAUAACACCGUCUGGAGAAGGUUAUCAUAACAAGAACUCAUUAGAGAAAUUUGCAAUGGACUCCGAAAGGACAUCAGGGGAAUCAUAUCAUGGAUUGGAGGUCUUUCCCAGGGUGUCACAGGAGCUGAAGGAUGCUCUGGCAACUCUGCAGCAGACUUUUGUUGUAUCUGAUGCCACCAGACCAGACUGCCCUAUAAUGUUUGCCAGCAGCGGAUUUUUCAGCAUGACUGGUUAUUCGUCAAAGGAGGUCAUAGGAAGAAACUGCCGCUUUCUACAAGGACCGGAAACAGACAGGACAGAGGUUGCCAAGAUUAGAGAUGCAGUUAAGAAUGGAAAAAGCUAUUGCGGCAGGCUCCUCAACUACAAGAAGGAUGGAAUUCCUUUCUGGAAUCUUCUCACUGUCACCCCCAUCAAAGAUGAUCAUGGAAAUACUAUCAAAUUCAUUGGAAUGCAGGUGGAGGUCAGCAAAUACACAGAAGGUUUCAAUGAAAAGGCCUUGCGGCCUAAUGGACUGCCCAAGUCGUUGAUUCGUUAUGAUGUUCGUCAGAAGGAUCAGGCUCUAGAUUCCAUCACAGAGGUUGUCCAAACUUUGAAACAUCCUCAAUCUCACACUCGGACAAUAAGUAAUGAUGCCAGCAACAAGCUUGAAGACAAGUUCAACCUUGAUUACCUUCUGCCUAAAUCUGCUGAAACUGAAAACGUUAGUACCCCUGGGAGAUACACUCCCCAGUCAGACUUCAGUACUGGUACUCCUAUACAAGAAUUUGGCAAGAAAACUAGAAAAUCAGGACGCAUUUCUUUAAUGGGGCUUAAAGGCAGGUCGUCCAGCUUUGCAGCCAAGCAGGAAACAGAACCAAUUAUUGAACCAGAGGAGUUAAUGACCAGAGACAUAGAACGCACCGACAGUUGGGAACGUGCUGAAAGAGACAGGGACAUACGCCAAGGGAUAGAUCUAGCAACUACGUUGGAACGAAUUGAAAAGAAUUUUGUGAUCACAGAUCCUAGACUCCCUGAUAAUCCCAUUAUAUUUGCAUCUGAUAGCUUUCUUGAACUGACGGAAUAUACACGAGAGGAAAUCUUGGGAAGGAACUGUAGGUUUCUUCAAGGACCAGAAACUGAUCAAGCAACUGUCUCAGAGAUAAGAGAUGCUAUUAGAGAACAGAGGGAAAUCACUGUUCAGUUGAUCAACUACACAAAAAGCGGCAAGAAAUUCUGGAAUUUAUUCCACUUGCAACCUAUGCGUGACCAAAAGGGUGAGCUUCAAUACUUCAUUGGUGUCCAACUUGAUGGAAGUGAUCAUGUCGAACCCCUACGUAACCGCCUGUCUGAGAAAACAGAGCUAGAUAGUGCUAAGUUGGUAAAAGCCACAGCAGAAAAUGUCGAUGAUGCUGUUCGGGAACUUCCUGAUGCCAAUUUGAGACCAGAAGAUUUGUGGGCAAUCCAUUCUCAACCUGUCUUCCCACGGCCUCACAAAAGAGAUAGUUCUUCUUGGCUAGCAAUACAGAAGAUCACUUCUCGUGGCGAAAAAAUUGGUCUACAUCAUUUUAAGCCCAUAAAACCCUUGGGCUGUGGUGAUACUGGCAGUGUUCAUCUGGUGGAACUAAAAGACACAGGAGAAUUAUUUGCUAUGAAGGCAAUGGAGAAGUCAGUGAUGUUGAAUCGUAACAAGGUUCAUCGAGCAUGCGUUGAAAGAGAAAUCAUCUCACUUCUGGAUCAUCCUUUCCUUCCCUCAUUAUACUCUUCUUUUCAGACUCCCACACAUAUUUGUUUGAUAACAGACUUUUGCCCUGGUGGAGAGUUAUUUGCCCUACUUGAUAAGCAGCCAAUGAAAUUUUUCAAAGAAGAAUCUGCAAGGUUCUAUGCAGCAGAGGUUGUCAUUGGUUUGGAAUAUCUUCAUUGUCUAGGAAUAAUAUACCGAGACCUGAAGCCAGAAAAUAUUCUACUCCAGAAGGACGGGCACGUUGUAUUAACCGACUUUGAUUUAUCAUUUAUGACAUCCUGUAAACCCCAAGUUUUAAAGCAUCCCUUGCCUAGCAAGAGAAGGAGAUCCAGGAGUCUACCACCUCCAACAUUUGUUGCAGAACCAGCUGCACAGUCAAAUUCAUUUGUUGGAACUGAAGAAUAUAUUGCUCCAGAAAUUAUUACUGGUGCAGGACACAGUAGUGCAAUUGACUGGUGGGCUCUUGGUAUUUUGCUGUAUGAGAUGCUUUAUGGCCGUACGCCUUUCAGGGGUAAAAACAGGCAGAAAACAUUCUCCAAUGUCUUGCACAAAAACCUCACCUUCCCAAGUAGCAUUCCGGUUAGUCUUCCAGCGAGACAGUUAAUUAACGCAUUGUUGAACCGGGACCCUGCCAGCCGUUUGGGGUCAGCUAGCGGUGCCAAUGAAAUCAAACAACACCCUUUCUUCCGUGGCAUAAAUUGGCCUCUAAUACGCUGCAUGAGCCCACCGCCAUUGGAGGUGCCUCUUCAAUUAAUCAAGAAAGAUACUCACGCCAAAGAUGUAAAGUGGGAAGAUGAUGGAGUGCUCCUUAGUUCUAUCGACAUGGAUAUUUUCUAAAGGAUGAUGUAUGGAUUAUAGUCCACUUUUUCAAUAUUGAUGUUCGUCGACUGAGCAGGUAUACUCUUAAAAUGGAACAUAUGCAGUGCAUCUACAAACAAGAUGACUUCCUAGUGCUGUUUGCAAUGAAGCUACCUCUGCUUGGUAAGAGCCAUAAAUUGGUCCCUCGUGGGCAUAUAGACUACUUAGGCUGGGUUGAUAGGGGGGUACAGCCAAAUUGGAUGAAAACAGUGUUGAGGGGAAGCGUCCUACCUUGAACUAGGUUACUUGGGUCCACUGUGUAACAGUCUAUAGUGGAGCUGUAGGCAUGAGUUUGACUCGAUGUGUUCUAAAUAAAAGUGUUAUCAGUUUUUGAUUAAUGAAAAAGAAAAAUCGAUCAAUCUUUGUUCAUAUGAA